This is a messenger RNA of Rotaria sordida, 1146 nucleotides long. The record is from the annotation of a GenBank genome assembly. Lineage: Eukaryota; Metazoa; Rotifera; Eurotatoria; Philodinida; Philodinidae.
AUGGAAACUAAAAGUCAAUAUCAAAUAGAAUAUGUUGAAAAACCUGUUAUUCCAAUUGCAUUUCGUCCAUUAAAAGAUUCUCAUAUUGAUCUCACUGAAUCUGCAGGACCAUUAUCUUCUCUAACAACAACUCGAGCACAUUUUAAACAAUGGGAUUCAGCACGAUCACAACCGUAUGCUGAAUUACCUUCUGUUGCAGGUCAUGUUCUUUUUCCCGGUCCAAGUCGUUCUUUUAAUACUUCAACAGGAAGUACAUUUAAACCAUUUCCAAAAAUAUCACAAGCAAAACCAAUUCCGCGACUUGAAAACAGUGGAAGUCUUAAACUCUCUGGUUCAAUGGAUUUACGUACAAAUUAUCGUGAAAGUUAUAUUCCACCUGAACCAUCAUCAUCACGAAGUGCUCCAACUGAACGAAAAGAUAAAUCAAAAGAAGAUAAAGUUUAUACACGUCGUCCAAUGUAUACUAUAACACAAACAAGUUUAGAUUUUCGUCCUUAUCCAAAUCAUCGACCAUCACCACCAGCUGAUAUGGAACCAUUUGUAUCUCAAAUAACUUUAGGCAAUUCAUUAACACCAGCUGUAACUAAAAGUCAAUAUCGUGCCGAUUAUGAAGGUAUUGAUACGAGCAGACAUCUUCGUCAACCAGCUGUAAUACCAAAAGAUAAAAAACCUUAUGUAGCGCCAAUUCAAAAGAUGGAUACAAUAUCAGUAACACAAAGAGAUUUUCAACCAUUAGAUAUAACUACUUUACCACGUAUUCGUUUAAUACCAAUGAGAACAACAUUAUCAGUUAAUGAGCAACAUGCUCCUAUGGAAAGUAUAACAAUGUCUCGAUAUCAUUAUCAACCAUAUGACUCUAUAAAAUCCAAACGAAAAUAUGGUGAACCAAUGCCUAAUAUUUAUAUACCUCCGAUAAGUAAAUUUGAAGGUUUAACAACGACCGGCGAAACAUAUAAAGGACAACCAGGUCACCGAGCACGUGCUUGUAUGCCUGAAAUUAAAAUGAUUAAUCAAAUAGGUGAACAUGAUCAUAAAACAAAUUAUCGAGUUGAUUAUCAUUCACAUGGUUUAACAUUAUGUGCUGCUAAAGCUUAUGCAAUAGCUCAAAACAAACAAAAAUCUACAACGACAAUUUCUGCUCAAUAA